Molecule: messenger RNA, 2361 nt
Organism: Cynocephalus volans (Philippine flying lemur)
Lineage: Eukaryota; Metazoa; Chordata; Mammalia; Dermoptera; Cynocephalidae
Gene: VWA2
Product: von Willebrand factor A domain containing 2
Exons: 13
Coding region: 1-2361 (786 amino acids)
Biological process (GO): calcium-independent cell-matrix adhesion
Cellular component (GO): basement membrane
Molecular function (GO): calcium ion binding
Source: RefSeq, a predicted model, not a curated record
AUGCCCUCUUUCCUGUUGCUGGAAGCCAUCUGUAUUUUCCUGUUUUCCAGAGUGUCCCCAUGCCUCCCUCUUCAGGAAGUCCACGUAAGUCCGGAGACCAUUGGGAAGAUUUCAGCCGCCAGCAAAAUGAUGUGGUGCUCGGCUGCAGUGGACAUCCUGUUUCUGUUAGAUGGCUCGCACAGCAUCGGCAAGGGGAGCUUUGAAAGGUCCAAGCACUUUGCCAUCACGGUCUGUGACGCUCUGGACAUCAACCCUGAGAGGGUCAGAGUGGGAGCAUUCCAGUUCAGUUCUGCUCCUCUUCUGGAAUUCCCCUUGGAUUCAUUUUCAACCCGACAGGAAGUAAAGGAAAAAAUCAAGAGGAUGGUGUUCAAAGGAGGGCGCACGGAGACAGGCCUUGCUCUGAAAUACCUUCUGCGCAAGGGGUUCCCUGGAGGCAGAAAUGCCUCUGUGCCCCAGAUCCUCAUCAUUGUCACUGAUGGGAAGUCCCAUGGGCACAUAGCGCUGCCGGCCAAGCAGUUGAAGGAGAGAGGCGUCACUGUGUUUGCUGUGGGGGUCCGGUUUCCAAGGUGGGAGGAGUUGCACAUGCUGGCCAGCGAGCCCAGGGAGCAGCAUGUGCUGUUGGCUGAGCAGGUGGAGGACGCCACCAACGGUCUCUUCAGUGCGCUCAGCAGCUCUGCCGUUUGCGUUGUGGCCUCGCCAGACUGCAGGGUCGAGACUCACCCCUGUGAGCGCAGGACACUGGAGAUGGUCAGGGAGCCUGCUGGCCAUGCCCUGUGCUGGAGAGGAUCACGGCAGACCGAUGCUGUGCUGGCUGCGCUCUGUCCCUUCUACAGCUGGAAGAGAGUGUUCCUAAGCCACCCCACCACCUGCUACAGGACCACCUGCCCAGGCCCUUGUGACUCCCGGCCCUGCCAGAAUGGAGGCACGUGUGUUCCAGAAGGACUGGACAGGUACCACUGCCUCUGCCCACUGGCCUUCAGAGGCGAGGCUCACUGUGCCCCGAAGCUGAGCCUGGCAUGCAGAAUCGAUGUCCUCUUCUUGCUGGACGCCUCUGCUGGCACUACCUUGGAGGGCUUCCUGCGGGCCAAGGCCUUCGUGAAGCGGUUUGCACAGGUCGUGCUAAGUGAGGACUCUCCGGUCCGAGUGGGCGUGGCCCGGUACAGUGGGGAGCUGGUGGUGGCAGUGCCUGUGGGGGAGUACCAGGAUGUGCCAGACCUGGUCAGGAGUCUCGACAGCAUCCCCUUCAGUGGCGGCCCCACCCUGACAGGCAGUGCCUUGCAGCAGGCGGCAGAACGCGGCUUCGGGAGUGCCACCAGGACAGGCCAGGACCGGCCACGCAGAGUGGUUGUCCUGCUCACUGAGUCUCACUCCCAGGACGAGCUGGCUGGCCCAGCGCGACAUGCCCGGGCCCGAGAGCUGCUCCUGCUGGGCGUAGGCAGCGAGGCUGUGCGGGCAGAGCUAGAAGAGAUUACGGGCAGCCCAGAGCACGUGAUGGUCUACGCAGACCCUCAGGACCUGUUCAACCAAAUCCCCGAGCUGCAGGGGAGGCUGUGCAGCCAGCGGCAGCCAGGCUGCCGGGCUCAGUCAUUGGACCUUGUCUUCAUGUUGGACGCCUCGGCCUCAGUGGGACCCGAGAACUUCGCUCAGAUGCAGAGCUUCAUGAGAAGCUGUGCCCUCCAAUUUGAUGUGAACCCCGACAUAACGCAGGUUGGCCUAGUGGUGUACGGCAGCCGGGUACAGACAGCCUUUGGGCUGGACACCCAUCCCACCCGUGCUGCGGUGCUGCAGGCCAUGAGCCAGGCCCCCUACCUGGGUGGGGUGGGCUCCGCUGGCACGGCCUUGCUGCACAUCCAUGACAAGGUGAUGACUGUCCAGAGGGGUGCCCGGCCUGGUGUCCCCAAGGCUGUAGUGGUGCUCACAGGUGGACAGGGGGCAGAGGAUGCAGCCGUCCCUGCCCAGAAGCUGAGAAACAAUGGCGUCUCUGUCUUGGUCAUGGGCGUGGGGCCUGUCCUGAGGGAGGCUCUGCGGAGGCUUGCAGGUCCCCGGGAUUCCCUGAUCCACGUGGCAGCUUACACCGACCUGCGGUACCACCAGGACACGCUCAUCGAGUGGAUAUGUGGAGAAGCCAAGCGGCCAGUCAGCCUCUGUAAGCCCAGCCCUUGCAUGAACGAGGGCACCUGCGUCCUGCAGAACGGGAGCUACCGCUGCGAGUGCCGGGAUGGCUGGGAGGGCCCCCACUGUGAGAACCGGGUCUUGAGAGGAGAUGCCCACAAAGCACGAGGCUCCCGCCAAGAGCCUGCAGGACAACAGCUGCACCCCUCCCAGCAACCCCGGACAAGGCCUGGGCACCCCGGGCGCUGA